AAAAAUAAGUUAACUCAAGAGAGACAGUGGCCAUCAUCGGACUGUUCUUUAAAUGGCCAAAAUAAUGGUGGGAUCUGGAAAUAAUGUCUAUCCUGAAAACAACCUGGCGAUAAGACGACAACCACAAAAAAUGUAAAAACUGACUUUGGGAUUGAUCAUGGCUAAAGAAUAUAAGGAUAAGAAAAAACCUCAUUGGGAGCCAUCUCACCAAAUUAAACGUCCAGAUGGAAUAAAAUCUUCAGACUACACCAAUGCCAAACAGUUCAUUCCUUCCUAUGAAAAAGAACCUACUAAAAUGGCCUACAUAAUGAGCAACGAAUAUGCAAGAAUUUGGCAAAAAGAACGAGAAGAAUUCGACAAGUCUGUUGUUCAAGAAACUAAGCCCCCUGCCAAGAAGAUCAUUGUUAGAGGGGUAAAGAAAAAGCCAAAUCUCAAGAAAGAUAGUGAAAUAAACGUCAAUUUGAAAAAGGGAAAAUCUAAAAUUCUGAAACCUUAGUUAAAAAUUAAAUGUGCAAAGCAAUUUAUAACUCUUGUUGAUGUUCAUAAAAUUGUGUACAUUAAACUGACAAAUUUCAGCAUA
Macrosteles quadrilineatus (aster leafhopper) is the source of this 580-nucleotide messenger RNA. RefSeq lists its product as uncharacterized. Lineage: Eukaryota; Metazoa; Arthropoda; Insecta; Hemiptera; Cicadellidae. The record is from RefSeq and is a predicted model, not a curated record. Bases 158 to 496 code for a protein of 112 amino acids. The transcript has 3 exons.